Molecule: messenger RNA, 624 nt
Organism: Trichomonas vaginalis G3
Lineage: Eukaryota; Parabasalia; Trichomonadida; Trichomonadidae
Product: GTPase protein
Exons: 1
Coding region: 1-624 (207 amino acids)
Molecular function (GO): GTP binding; GTPase activity
Source: RefSeq, a predicted model, not a curated record
AUGAGAGCUGCAAACGCCAAGGCCACAAGGACAGAGAAAAUUGUUUUCCUUGGAGCCCAAUCUACAGGAAAAACUGCCAUCGUUACAAGAUUUCAGUAUGACACCUUCACACCAAACUCAAACUCAACAAUUGGUGCCGCAUUUGUUUCUAAAGAUCUUAACGUAGACGGAACGGUCAUUAAGUUAGACAUUUGGGAUACAGCCGGUUCAGAGAAGUACAAAUCCCUUACACCAAUGUACUACCGUGAUGCCCGCGCCGCCAUUAUUGUUCUUGACGUUACAAGACCAGAAACAAUUCAAGCAGCUGGUGAAUGGAUUUCCGAAUUACGUGAGCAUGGAAAAUCUGACUGCAUGUUAAUAUGUGCUGCUAACAAAUGCGAUUUAACAGGCGAAAGAAAGGUGACUUCCCAAGAGGUUCAAGAUUUUGUAUUUGCAAAUCAGAUUUCAGCAUACAAAGAAACAUCUGCUUUGAAUGGUGAAGGAAUUAAGGAACUUUUCAACGAAAUUGGAAAGUUAUUAUUAACUCUCCCAGCAGUUGAAUCUCAAGAAGAUGCUGAAAUUGCCGGCCUUGUUGGUGACCUUGAUACUAGUGCUAAGCCACCACAAAAAACCGGCUGCUGCUAA